Molecule: messenger RNA, 1813 nt
Organism: Uloborus diversus
Lineage: Eukaryota; Metazoa; Arthropoda; Arachnida; Araneae; Uloboridae
Product: acetylcholinesterase-1-like
Exons: 5
Coding region: 161-1813 (550 amino acids)
Biological process (GO): choline metabolic process; acetylcholine catabolic process
Cellular component (GO): plasma membrane
Molecular function (GO): acetylcholinesterase activity
Source: RefSeq, a predicted model, not a curated record
UGUCGAUCAAAAAGUCAUGAUGUAUCAUGUACUUUUCUUGUAAGGACUCGAAAGUAGAAAUUUCUAUUUAUUGUUGCUAUAAAAAGGCAAUAUAUUUUUGCUAGUGCUUUCUGAAGUGCAUAAGUCAAUGAACUAGAACUGCACAGCAUCUGUGUAAAUCAUGGUCUCUGGAAUUUUUAUAAUGUUGCUCAACUUGGCGUAUUUGAGAAGUUGUGUAUCGAUGGUUCAAACAACGUCCGGCCCUGUAGAUGGAAUACUUGGCUCUUACCAGGGUAUCCUAGUAGAUAUGUUCCUUGGAAUUCCUUAUGCUGCUCCUCCAGUUGGGGACUUACGUUUUAAAAGGACAGUUCCAGUGCAACCGUGGAUUGCGCCUCUGAAAGCCAACAUUGAUCCUCCAGCUUGUGUCCAGUACUUUCCUUACAAAUACCCAUGGAUAGACCAGAUGCCAGGUCAAAGCGAAGAUUGUUUGUAUCUGAACAUAUGGGCGCCAAGAAGUGCUAACAGCACGAGUGAAAAAUCCGUGAUGUUUUGGAUACAUGGAGGUGGGUUCACAUCCGGAUCAAACCGAAUCAAAACCUAUGAAGGAGGCAUUUUGGCUGCAAAAGGAGAUGUGAUUGUAGUCACAAUUAAUUACAGAUUAGGGGUGUUUGGAUUUUUAUCAACACCAAGCGAAGAGGCACCAGGUAAUAUGGGGUUCUACGACAUGCUAGAAGCUCUUAGGUGGGUUAAGAGCAAUAUUCCUGCGUUUGGUGGCGACCCGGAUAGCAUCACUCUUUUUGGAGAAAGUGCGGGAUCGAAAGUGAUAGGCCUCUUCUGCGUGUCCCCUCUCACCAUUGGCCUCUUCAGAAGAGUCAUCAUGCAAAGUAGCGCCCCAACAAAACUCGUCGAAGACACCAGUUACCAGAAAAAUCUACAGCUCAGUGCCCGACUCAUAGCAGAAGUGGGCUGUGCACAAAAUAAUGCCACUUUGGAACAGGAUUCCGUUGCAAUAAUUCAAUGCUUGAGAAGUAAAGAUGCUAGUAUUCUUGCAUACGCCACUGAUGCUUUAAGUAAUUUUGACGUCCAUACUUAUAGCUACAUCAUCGGUGACGCCCUAAUGCCAACAAAUCCUCGAGUGGCUGUACGCAAUUUACAGUUUCACGAUGUCGAUGUGCUAAUCGGCAAUAACCAAGACGAAGGUGCUUUUGAACUACCUGUUUUCAAGCCAGAAUUAUUUGGCCCAUUUGGUGAAAAGAAUCCUCGCAUCAACAAAACCUUUGGAAGUACCAUAAUUCCACAGAUUAUCAGCAGUUUCCCCGCACCCGAAGCUGCUGUUCAGUGGUAUCUCGGAGGAUUACAGGAGUAUGACUAUGAUUAUAUACGUAGUCAAGUAUACCACGCUUUUGGCGAUUAUAUUUUAUUUUGCCCUGCUGUAUAUUUUGCAGAAAGCUAUGCAAGAAAGGGUAACUCCGUAUAUUACUACUACUUCAACCAUCGGAGUUCUGAGACUCCAUGGGCUGAUUGGAUGGGCGUGGUACAUACAGAUGAAAUACCGUUUGUCUUUGGAAGACCGUUGGAUGGCGCAGACACUGAGGAAAAGUCAUUUGAAGCACAUUACACAUCUCCGGAAAAACAACUUAGUGAAGAAAUGAUUUCGAUGUGGACUAACUUCGCUAAAUUUGGAAUGCCAAGUAGCGAGUGGCCCACUUUCUCUCGAGGAAAACCACGUGUACGGACAUUCGAACUUGAAGAAAACAGAGAAAGUUACUUAAAGCAACAUCUUGAAAACUGCGAGUUCUUCAGACCUUACUUUGGUUUUAAUUCUAGUUUUUGA